UUAUACCCAUGCAAAAAGCUCGAGCGCACAGCGAAGCACUCUGGCUCAGCGCUUCUCGAGGGGAGGACGUAAAGCUACAACUCAACAAUACAAACCUAUCCCCUCUUUUUUUUUCCUUCUUUCUUUUACGGACUUAAACAGCACAUAAGCUUUUAAAGUAACUUUUCCACAACCAAAACCAGUCGUGGCACAAACUAACAUUUCCGCACGUCGCGUUCUGGGAUCCUGGUCGGUCCUCCAUGAAAGAGGGAGUGCGGCAGCAAACUUGGGGAAAAGAGAUGUCUGCGACUGUCUUGUCUGCGUUCUACGACAUGGAAAUGCUUUACAAGCAGGAUAAAAGCAUGAACAUGAACGCCCUCCACAUCAACAGCAUGCUGGACAAGAAAGCGGUGGGGGCUCCGGUCACUCCGGGCUCCAGUGGCCCCUUCACACCGGGAUUUUUCCGCAGAAACUCAACCAGCAACGUGGAGGCAAUGAACAACGGCAACAAAUACUCGAUGGGCUCCUACAGCAGCCUGAAGGAGAACACGCCGAGCAGCAACAGCAGCACCACGGCCCUUAUGAACAAGGAGAACAAGUUCCGCGACCGUGCUUACAGCGACAACGGAGACCGGGGCGUGCUGCAGCAGAAGCCCGGCUCUCAGAUCAACUCCACCCGCUACAAGACCGAGCUGUGUCGGCCCUUCGAGGAGAACGGGUCGUGCAAGUAUGGGGAGAAAUGUCAGUUUGCUCAUGGCUACCAUGAGUUAAGGAGCUUGUCCCGCCACCCUAAAUACAAAACGGAGCCGUGCCGCACCUUCCACACCAUCGGUUUCUGCCCUUACGGUCCGCGGUGUCACUUUAUCCACAACGCCGACGAGCGCCGGCCCGCUCCGGCCGCCAACGCUAACAUGCAGACAGGGGAGUCCAGGUCGGCUCGUGAGCUGUGCGGCUACGGCCAGAGGGAUGUCCUGCCGCAGCAGCAGCUCGGCUACACCCAGAGGGACAGACCAAAGCUUCACCACAGCCUCAGCUUCUCCGGCUUCUCCAGCCACAACGGACUCGAGUCUCCCCUGCUCGACAGUCCCAUGUCCCGGACCCCACCACCACCCAACACCGCUUCGUCCUGUACCUCCACCUCCAGCUUCUACGACGAGGUGCUUUCUCCCAACUCCGUGUCUUGCAUCAACAGUGCCUUCUGUUUUCCUGGACAGGACUUAAAAGCCUUACUGGCUCCCCUGGCUGUGCACACCCCAAGCGGCUACACCAACAACCACUCCACCGGUGCCUACUACGGGAACAUGCAGAGCAGCGUGUGCCCGCCCUCCCCUCCGACCUACAAUAUGAGCCACUUGCAGGCUCUGCGCCGCCUCAGCGAGUCACCGGUGUUCGAGCCACCUCCCAGCCCGCCUGACUCGCUCUCUGACCGGGAGAGCUAUGCGAGCGGGUCCCUCAGCUCUUCCGGGAGCCUCAGCGGCUCCGAGUCCCCAAGUCUGGACGCUGGAAGACGUUUGCCAAUCUUCAGCAGGCUGUCGAUUUCAGAUGACUAAUCAUGUUUUGUUUUCAUAUAAUAUGGAUUUAUGGACUGGUAAGGCAGGGUGGUUAAGAAGCCAGGCCAGGGGGUGUCAGUGAGUGAGGUAGACUGUCCUUCAAGCAGAGGAUCCUGGUUAAGCCCCAUCACCCCCAGCCGUCCACCCCAUCUCAGCAACUACCACCCGGCCAAAGUGCCUUCGAGUAAGACAUUGAAUCCCUACCAGCUCCAGUGGUGCUGACCCUGCUCUGACCUCCCUGGAGGGGGGCAAGAGAAGACUUCACCCACAGGGAUCAAGACAGCUUCAAACAGUUUAAAGUGUCCUUGACAUGGCAUUAGUUUAGUAUUUUUUUUUUCUCUUUGUAUGUAAUAUAGCUGUAUUAAAACUUAAGAUAGCAAACAGAAGGCAUUCCAUCAGUGCCUUGCCUGAGGGCCCAUGGCAGCCCCCUCUCCCUUUUGCUCUAUCAGACAAGCCACACUUUUCUUGGGAUUAGAUGUGUGGGUGACAUGACUUGACAAGAAGAGACUCUAAGCAGUUUUCAGAUUUCCUCCCAUCCUGCCAAGAAUAUGCCUUGACUCAAAGUAACAUUUUUUUCUUUAUCAAAUUGUUUUUUUUUUCCUUUUUUUCUGAAAGCUUCAACUUCCAUUCCAGAUCUGUCUUCUCCCAGCGCCACCCAGUGGUUCGUUUGGUUAGUCCAGUUUGUUGCUUGGAUAAAAAGCGCUCUUGAGUUGGGUUUGUUUGGGGAAAUCACUGCUGAUGGUUGAAUAUAUAUUUUUUUAGCUGUUUUUUGAGUGAUUUGCAUAGCUGUGCAUAACUGGCUAUGGACUAUUUAACUUAUUUAUUAUCUUGUGAAAAAAGUAUAGGCUACAUUGGUAAUUUGUGUCCAUACUGUAUUUAUCAAGUAUGAUGAAGCAAUAGAUCUAUAUUCUUUUAUGUUUAAAUUAUGAUCGCCAUUAUUAAUCUGCAUAAAGUGGAGUGUAUGCUCUUUUCACAGUAAUAUAUAUAUUUUGUUUUUCUCCUUGUUUGUAACUUCACUUGGUUAUUUUUAUUGUAAAUGAGUAAAAAAAAAAAAAAUCUUAAUUUAAGAGAACAUGUGAUAUUUAUUUCAUUAAUUUUGUUUCCUUGUUUACGUUUAUUAAAAAAAGGUUUGCGUGAUUGCUGUUUGCUCCUGAGGUUGUGUCAGUGCUGUAGAAGGCUUAUCUUAUUUUUUUUUUGGAGGAUCCCUAAUUAGAUUUUUUUUUUCUCUGUAGAAUGUAUAAACAAUGUGGUUGUACAGACCGUCCAAACCUUACUUCUUUUGUUGAUUUAGAUCAGACUUCAGUGACAAAGAACCCAAGUCAAUAAAUUAACCAAAAAGUAUUUUUGUUUUCCUCUCGGUUUGCACGAGGUCACACUGUGAUUCCAGCCACGUGCUAAAGAAUGUAGCAAUCCCUUGUGCCCCAGUAUUAUUGUGUAGUGCCUAUGGGGUUCAAUAUCUUGACAUGCCUUAAAAUUAACCAAAUAAAGUAUUUUUCCUACAUGGCAUCUUUUAUACACAUUGUUGAACUGAAUGUAGUGUUGGAUUCUGAAACAUUUUAUUUUUAAGGUUGUACUCAGACACUCUGACAACAACAACCGUAAUCUUUCUACAUCCCCAUUCCUCUUAUUUGAAUUUUCUUUUGCUCUGUUUUCUUUUUUUUUAUAUAUUGAAAUCUAGUCUUGAGUUUGCUGGAGAGGGAAGUGGAUGAACCCGUUUGGUUUGUACAUAGUAGGUACAGGGGGAUGCGCACUAUGUACUUUUGACUACUUUAUCAGAAGUAAAGCUUUUUGAAUGUAACAACAAAAAAAAACGGACAAAAAGACAACGAUAGUUGUAAUAUUUUUUUGGGGGGAAGUCAGUUCACUACAAAUUGAGUGUGAGACUGUUAACUUUGUACUGUAAAUUUCUUUUGUAGUUCUCCCAAUAAAAAUCAUCUUG
Etheostoma spectabile (orangethroat darter) is the source of this 3468-nucleotide messenger RNA. RefSeq names its product zinc finger protein 36, C3H type-like 2 (gene zfp36l2). The record is from RefSeq and is a predicted model, not a curated record. Gene Ontology annotation, molecular function: mRNA binding; metal ion binding. Bases 240 to 1529 code for a protein of 429 amino acids. The transcript has 2 exons. Lineage: Eukaryota; Metazoa; Chordata; Actinopteri; Perciformes; Percidae.